AUGGCCAAUAUUGAAAACAGCCUGGAAACUGAUGAAGUGCUCGAGGAGGAGGGGACAGAGCUGGAGUUAGAAGCGCUGUACAGAAGAUAUUGCGUCAGAUUGAAGCACGCAUUGUUCGUGUCAGCUCUGUGCGUCACAUUGCUCUGUACAUUAGUGCUUUUGUGUGCUGUGUGCGUUCUACAUUCACAGGAUUUAUCAGCGCAAGUGAUAGCGAUAUCAGCGCUAUCAGUGAUCAUCUUCAUACUAUUGUCAGUGCUGGCAUUAGCGCUGUUGCCAGCGGCGGCUGAAUGGGAGGCUUUUGCGCUGACCGGGUCAGUCCUGGUAACAGUGAGUCUUGGAGCUGGUACUCUGAUGGCCACUCAUCAUGCUCCAUUGCCGCUCUUUGCACUUAUAUUGAUGGUGCAUACAAUGAUGCCCAUAGCUCGAUCCAUAGCUUUAGUCAUGGCGACAGCGCUUACCCUGGCUUAUAUGGGUCUAGCGAUAGGCCUGGGCCCUCAAGGGCAGGAAGACCAGUUCUAUCAGCAGCUGAUCUGCGAACUGGCACUCCUAAUGUCAGCCAGCGGCAUCGGUCUGUACUACCGGGCGCUUACAGAAAGAGCUCAUCGGGACACCUUCGCUGGUACCAGAACUUGCUUGGAGCAGCGGGUGAAGCUGGAGUGUGAACGAGAGCAACAAGAGAGUCUAUUGCUCUCUGUCAUACCUGCUUACAUUGCUGCAGAGGAUGCCGCAAAGAAACUUGAAAAUGAUGUUAAAAGUGAAAGAAUUUAA
Molecule: messenger RNA, 768 nt
Organism: Leptosia nina
Lineage: Eukaryota; Metazoa; Arthropoda; Insecta; Lepidoptera; Pieridae
Source: the annotation of a GenBank genome assembly